This is a messenger RNA of Hypomesus transpacificus, 6710 nucleotides long. RefSeq names its product calcium-activated potassium channel subunit alpha-1-like. Lineage: Eukaryota; Metazoa; Chordata; Actinopteri; Osmeriformes; Osmeridae. Bases 530 to 4420 code for a protein of 1296 amino acids. The record is from RefSeq and is a predicted model, not a curated record. The transcript has 34 exons. Gene Ontology annotation, biological process: transmembrane transport; potassium ion transport. Gene Ontology annotation, cellular component: postsynaptic membrane. Gene Ontology annotation, molecular function: large conductance calcium-activated potassium channel activity.
UUUAAUCCCACCCAGACUUGUAAAUCGAGAUAUCAACCUUUAUUCUGGUUUUCUACCGAUAAAAAAAGGAGAACAAAAGAUGAAUCCUCGUCUACCGCCUCCUACACAGUAUCAAGAAAAACAACCAAGCAGGAGUGAAGACAAUCAAACCUUGAUGCAGUGGACUACCUGCCUAUUACAUUUUAAUUAAAAAUAACCAACGGAGAAACGUGGACUGAACGCACUUUAAAAGUAAACGCAAUUUAAAAUAGUUCGGGGAUUCCUAAUAGGAAAUUCUUCUGAAGAGUUCGCGGUAAUAUGCGGUUACUACAGAAUGAACAUGUGAAGACACAAUUUACCACUUGUGGAUGAGUGGGGAAAGAGGCACAACCGAAGUCUGUUCUUUGAAGUGAAGUUUGUGCGUUGCUGAGAACAGCCGGUUCUAUUGAUAAAUACGGAUGAAAACACGGAGGAGAGGGAGCGACAGUUAAAGCAAUAUGGCUGAGCGGUUGGGCAGGGGGCGCUGGCAGAAACUCCCCAAAGCUUCUGGAUGCUAGCUAUUGAAGAUGGCAACAAAUCCCUGGACAUCGGUAGCAGAAUAAUGCCGAAAAACAGAAAUCAUUUCAAUCCGGACUCGUCCUCUAUCCACAUAUCCAAGAUGCAUGUGAACAUCCCUUUUUCUCCUGAUGUUCCCUGUGAUAGCAAUGGCCAGCGCAUGUGGUGGGCAUUUCUCGCCUCCUCUAUGGUCACUUUCUUUGGAGGUCUCUUUAUCAUUCUACUGUGGAGAACUCUCAAAUACCUGUGGACUGUCUGCUGCCACUGUAACGCCAAAAAAAAGCGAGUCCACAAUCCCUUGGGUGACGGCAUCAAGCGAGUUGGGGACAAAGUGACGGAGGUAGCUGCCAGUGAGGUGGGAUGGAUGACCUCUGUGAAAGACUGGGCCGGGGUCAUGAUAUCGGCACAGACACUGACGGGGAGAGUCCUGGUGGUGCUUGUGUUUGCUCUGAGCAUCGGGGCCCUUGUAAUAUACUUCAUCGAUUCCUCCGACCCAAUUGAAUCCUGUCAGAAUUUCUACAAAGACUUCACGUUACAGAUCGACAUGGCGUUCAACAUUUUCUUCUUGUUGUACUUUGGUCUACGUUUCAUCGCGGCCAAUGACAAGCUGUGGUUCUGGCUUGAGGUGAACUCUGUGGUGGACUUCUUCACGGUUCCUCCUGUGUUUGUUUCUGUCUACUUGAACAGGAGCUGGCUUGGCUUGAGGUUUUUAAGGGCCUUAAGAUUGAUACAGUUCUCAGAAAUAUUACAGUUUUUGAAUAUAUUAAAAACAAGCAACUCCAUAAAACUGGUGAACUUGUGUUCCAUCUUCAUAAGCACAUGGCUAACAGCAGCUGGAUUCAUACAUUUGGUGGAGAACUCAGGAGACCCUUGGGAAAACUUCCAGAAUUCCCAAGACCUUUCCUAUUGGGAAUGUGUGUACUUACUCAUGGUCACCAUGUCCACUGUAGGCUAUGGAGACGUUUAUGCAAAAACCACCCUGGGUCGUCUUUUCAUGGUCUUCUUCAUCCUCGGUGGUUUGGCCAUGUUUGCGAGCUACGUCCCUGAAAUCAUAGAGUUAAUAGGCAACCGCAAGAAAUAUGGUGGUUCCUAUAGUGCGGUUAAUGGGCGAAAGCACAUCGUGGUCUGUGGUCACAUAACACUUGAGAGUGUUUCGAACUUCCUGAAAGACUUCCUACACAAGGACAGGGAUGAUGUCAAUGUAGAAAUUGUUUUUCUCCAUAAUAUUUCCCCUAAUCUUGAGCUGGAAGCCUUGUUCAAGCGCCACUUCACCCAAGUGGAGUUUUACCAAGGAUCUGUUCUCAACCCACACGAUCUGGCUAGAGUCAAGAUUGAGUCAGCUGACGCCUGUCUGAUUUUAGCCAACAAAUACUGUGCCGACCCUGAUGCCGAGGAUGCGUCCAAUAUUAUGAGGGUGAUAUCCAUCAAGAACUACCACCCGAAAAUUAGAAUAAUCACUCAGAUGUUGCAGUACCAUAACAAGGCCCACCUUUUAAACAUUCCAAGUUGGAACUGGAAGGAGGGAGACGAUGCGAUCUGCCUUGCAGAGCUGAAGCUGGGGUUCAUCGCUCAGAGCUGCCUGGCACAAGGCCUGUCCACCAUGCUGGCCAACCUGUUCUCCAUGAGGUCCUUCAUCAAGAUUGAAGAGGACACAUGGCAGAAGUAUUACCUGGAAGGUGUAGCCAAUGAGAUGUACACAGAGUAUCUGUCCAGUGCCUUUGUAGGCUUAUCUUUUCCCAUGGUUUGCGAACUCUGCUACGUCAAGCUGAAGCUGCUGCUGAUAGCCAUAGAGUACAAGUCUGAUCAAAGAGAAAGCAGCACCCUCAUCAAUCCUGGCAACCAUGUUAAAAUGCAGGAGGGAACUUUGGGCUUCUUUAUUGCCAGUGAUGCCAAAGAAGUGAAAAGGGCACUAUUUUACUGCAAGGCUUGCCAUGAUGACAUCACAGACCCCAAAAGGAUUAAGAAAUGUGGAUGCAAAAGAUUGAUAUAUUCCAAGAUGUCCACCUACAAGAGAAUGAAACUGGCAUGUUGUUUUGAUUGCGGCUGUACUGAGCGUGACUGCUCUUGCAUGUCGGCUAAUGUGCGUAGUAACUUGGACACCUUCCCACGAGGCAUCCCACCCUCUCCUGUCUCUGUUCAUGAUUGCUCGGCCACGUUACGUGCCUCUAAAAAUAGCUAUAACGGAUAUAUCAAAUCAAUGGAAGAGGACCAGCAGUCGCCUCUGUCGCCUCAUAAGAAACAACAACGCAACGGAGGCAUGAGGAACUCCCCCAACUCCUCGCCCAAAAUGAUGAGGCAUGACCCUUUACUCAUCCCGGGGAGCGAGCAGAUUGAGAGCAUGGACGGGAACGUGAAGAAAUACGACUCCACCGGGAUGUUUCAUUGGUGCCCGUCCAAAGACAUGGAGAAGGUCAUGUUGACCCGCAGCGAGGCAGCCAUGACUGUGCUCAGUGGCCACGUGGUCGUCUGCAUCUUUGGGGACGUGAAGUCUGCGUUGGUGGGCCUCCGGAACCUGGUGAUGCCGCUCCGAGCCAGCAACUUCCACUACCACGAGCUGAAGCCCAUCGUGUUCGUGGGCUCCCUGGAGUACCUGAAGAGGGAGUGGGAGACCCUCCACAACUUCCCCAAGAUCUCCAUCUUACCCGGCACACCGUUAAGCCGGGCAGAUCUGAGGGCUGUCAACAUCAACCUCUGCGACAUGUGUGUCAUCCUGUCAGCCAAUCAGAACAACAUCGACGAUGCGUCACUGCAGGACAAAGAAUGCAUCUUGGCGUCGCUCAACAUCAAGUCUAUGCAUUUUGACGACAGCAUCGGGGUCUUGCAGGCUAAUUCCCAAGGUUUCACUCCUCCUGGAAUGGACCGGACGUCCCCAGACAGCAGCCCAGUGCACGGGCUGGCACGGCAGAGCUCCAUCACUACAGGAGCCAACAUCCCCAUCAUCACUGAGCUGGCACCGUUAGCCAAACCGGGCAAAGUACUGCCUGUGAUUUCAUUCAGUCAGGAUAAAAGCAGUGGGAACAACUUACAAAUGAUAACUGAGCUGGUGAAUGACUCCAACGUUCAGUUCUUGGACCAGGAUGACGACGACGACCCGGACACAGAGUUGUACCUGACGCAGCCGUUCGCCUGUGGGACUGCGUUCGCGGUCAGCGUGCUGGACUCCUUGAUGAGUGCGACAUACUUCAACGAUAAUAUCCUCACCUUGAUCCGGACGCUGGUCACAGGCGGGGCCACCCCGGAGCUGGAGGGGCUGCUGGCGGAGGAGAACGCGCUGCGAGGCGGGUACAGCACGCCGCAGACGCUGGCCAACAGGGACAGGUGUCGCGUAGCACAGCUGGCCUUGUACGACGGGCCCUUUGCAGACUUGGGGGAUGGUGGCUGUUAUGGGGAUUUAUUUUGCAAAGCAUUAAAAACGUACAACAUGUUAUGCUUUGGAAUCUACCGAUUAAGAGACGCGCAUCUCAACCAGCAGAGCCAGUGUACUAAACGCUAUGUGAUAACUAACCCGCCCUACGCGUUUGAGCUGGUGCCCUCCGACCUGAUCUUCUGCCUGAUGCAGUUUGACCACAACGCGGGCCAGUCCAGAACCAGCCUCUCCCACUCCUCCCAGUCCUCUCAUUCCUCCAGCAAAAAGAGCUCCUCUGUCCACUCCAUCCCCACCAUCAACCGCUCCAACCGCGCCAAAAGCAGGGACUCGCGAGACAAACAGAAUGCUACAAGGAUGAAUAGAAUGGGCCAAGAAAAGAGCCGUUAUACAGAUGAGCAAGAGAGCGCCACCCAGAGAACCGGCCAGAACAAGGGUGCUCUCGCCACCAACCAAGUCAGUCAGUUCAGAUCCAUGAGCAACCUGAUCCAACCCAUCAGAGAGGUGGAGGAUGAAUGCUGAGCCCUGCUACCAAGCCUACAGCUGGACAUCCUGGACCCCACACCCGGACCCCACACCCGGACCCCCUGGACCCCACACCCGGACCCCACACCCGGACCCUACACCCGACAGGCGUUUUCCUGUCCAUAUGUACAGUUGUUGACGAUAACAUGCUUUUGGAUAUAUUUUCUAGAUAUUCAUACAAUAUAUAGGUAUAUACAGUAUAUAUAUAUAUAUAUUGAUAUAUGUAUAUAUAUAUAUAUGAUGUAUCAUACAGUGCUUAUACACAGACAAUUAUAUUCAUUGUGCAGUCACUCACUCAGUUUUUGCUUUGCACUGGGCUUCAGGUUGUGUUUUUGAUUGAGGGUCAUGUCAAUGAGACAAAAUGCUACACGGUUAAAAAUGAUAAAUAUAUAUAUUAUGACUGGUUUUUAUUGUAAAUGGACCAUUGCUUUCACUUUACAACUGUAUUAAAUGCCAGAUGUCUACUCACUGUUGAGUGAUUCAGCAUCUGUCUGUAUUUGAGAUCCAUAAUUAACGUUACUAGAAAAUAUUGAUGUAUUGGUGUAGUCUACCACAGUCCUACAAGAAUGAAACUGUUAUUGAAUACAUUGUCACUCAAUGCUUUGCCAUUUGAGAUCAGUUCACAACAUUUGUGAUUGUUUAGAUGGCCAAUGAUCAUGUCAAAUGUAUUGUAUUGGCUUCUGCCUUAUUUCCUUUCUAUGCUAUUAUCUAUUCUUUUUUUGUAUUCUAUUUUUUGUUUUUAAGUUUCUUUCCAAUCAUUAGUACUCUUUUUAAGGCUUUGAUAUGACAAAGACUGCUUCAGCCCGUUUAUAGGUGCUCUGAUUUCGAAGUGACAACUGAACUAAGGAAGGGAUUCAAUUGACCUCUCAAUAGCCCAAAUAUGAUAGAGCUGUUUUACAGGAGACGAAGUAGGACAAGUGAAACGCAAGAUUAGCUAAUCAAGCAAAUAACUUAAUUUUUGCAUAGACAUAUAUGACACAGCGAUAUGAUGUCUCUCUAGGUGAGCUAGCGCAAGAGAAUUUGAAAAGCCUCAAAUCGCAUCAGGUGGGCAUUCUAAGAGACCUCCUUUGGUAACGGACACUGCCUGACACGGGAUUGGCUUGGAGGCACGUGGGUGCUUGGAUGUUCUCCAUGACCAAUCCUAAUGCCACGCUCAUAGACAGUCGAAUAGUUUACUCCUGAAACAGCUCGAUCAUAAAUGGAGAACUUGGCUAACCCAUACGAACGCCAGUUUCCAAGCUUAUUGAUGUCACACUUUUGCUACAAAGAGACCUACCAGAUCUGAGUAUGGUCACCUGCUCCUUAAAGGAAGGGCUUUUAUCAGUACGGUUGUCAAUUAGUCACGUUUAUGUUUUCCUGUUCCUGUUGAAACAGCUGGUUAUUUAAAGCUAAGGACUAACUUAAGCCAUAUCAUGAAACAACAUACAUACUGUACUUUUUUUUUUUGUCAUUGUGUUAAUGUUCAAGGUAAAUACUACAAUCAAUGAAACUCAUUGCUGAGUAGCCAAUAGCGAUACGUCUAUGAGGGCGUGGCAUUUUUGCUGGCACAGGGAACAUCCAAGCAAUCCGUGCCUCAGUGCUAGUAAUGUGCCAGGCAGUGUUCAGACCAUAGGAGGACUCCAGAAGACCCACCGUUGCGACAAGAGGCUUACGAGGAGGAUAGCAUCACAGGGCUAACUUUGGUGUCUUACUCUCGCGUUUAGAAUCUCUUCCCUACACGCUUUUCCGUAGUUUGCCUCUUUAAGGCUUGUAACUUGAAGCUUACGUUUACUCUGUAAUGUAUUUUCUAUUACAUGGAACACCAAACUUUGAAACUAAUGACUAUUUUAAGAGACUUAUCAUUUAGUAGGCCUACGGGAGACAUACCGUAAUCUCUGAGUAAGAUAAGAAUUGUAGCAUUUAUUUAGAGUGAACAAAAGUCUUAAUUAUCAUUCGAAAGAUGCAAUUAGAAUUAGCAUGUAUCAAGUCUAUUCAUAUUUUGCUGUCUUGUUUUGAUUUACGUGAUUUUUAAGAAAUUUAAAGAGCUUUAUAAUAUUAUUCCUGAGUGUACUUCUCUGAAAAGUAGCAGUUGCCAGGGAAGUCAUGAUCAGUCACGUUUGUUCGUUUGUAUUAUUUAGCACAUCGAUUUGUGGAGACAAUGACCGUGCUAAGUUUAUAUUUCUGACUAUGUCACACAAUACUCAAUGAUAAACACAGUAUAUUGUCUUGUACAAAAGGUCUGUAAAUAACUUGUACAUGAUUUCAUUUUGUAUUUUCACAAAUUAAAGCUGAUGUAUUGUGUUCUAUA